Molecule: messenger RNA, 2694 nt
Organism: Helobdella robusta
Lineage: Eukaryota; Metazoa; Annelida; Clitellata; Rhynchobdellida; Glossiphoniidae
Exons: 7
Coding region: 1-2391 (796 amino acids)
Source: RefSeq, a predicted model, not a curated record
AUGGCAUCAAUACAAAACCCUUGUCAGCCGAUUGUCCCAAGUAAUUUUCCAGAUCAACUUCACAGUGGUUUCAUCAAAGAUACUCACUGUAAUCCAUUUUCUGGACAAUUCGGUUGCGAUAUUUUUAAUAAAGGCGCUAAAGGGUGCUACAGAAGUACCAACAACACAAACAACAUAGCUGUCCAAUGUUGCUACGAUAGUAACAAUACGUUAACUGUUGGACCGCCGGGUGGAGGGUAUUUACAUUUACAUGAUUCAGAAAACUCUAGAUGGAAACAUUUCAAAGUUGAUGUCUUACCAUACUUACAAUGUUGCAUCUUUUCUAAUGAGUGUGAUAAAUACUAUGAAAAACGACCUUCCGUUGAUUCCAGGCAUUACGUUCCACCACGUCCUGUGUGGGCUCGAGGUGAUCCACAUUUCACUACGAUGGAUGGAACUUCUUACGAGUUCAAUCCGGUUGGAGAAUUCGUUUACUUGCAAGUACCAAACACCACGGUACAAGCGAGAAUUAAACAAUACGUAGACAAGAACAAUGUACCCAAGCCGGCAAGCUACUUUUCCGCGUUCGCCAUAAAAAUUUACGACGACCUGAUUUUACAGAUUGAGUUUACAGCUACAAAUAAUUUACAAUUAAAAAUUGAUGGUGUGAUUUGGGAAGAGGAAUCGUUAUCUUUACCGGAAAUUAGUGCAGUAAUCAACACCACCCUCAUCAGCCUGCACACAAUAACUGGACUCAGUUUUCAGUUUUACAACUUGAACAACAUGAUUCAUGUUAUAACAGCCUUACAACCCAGUCUUAAAGGACAAGUCUCUGGCUUGAUUGGAAAUUGGGAUGAUGAUCCGUCGAAUGAUUUCAUGCUGCCCAAUGGAACGUGGAUUCCAAAAACAUCCUCACCUGAAGACAUUCAUUUCAAAUUUGGCAUGUCGUGGGCAACAACUAACGAGACAAGUAUCUUCAGCUAUCCUGAUGGUUUGAAAUGGAGUGAUUACCAAAAUUUGAACUUUGCUCCAUUCUUCGGUCAACCAACAAACUCCUACCCUCAGUGUGGCAACAACUCUCAAUGCAUAUUUGACGCGUUCGUUACAGGAGAUGUGGAGGUUGGACUCACGAAUGUUAUCAUGGAACAAACAAAUGACAGGCAAAUUGCAGAAUAUCUACAUAUGCAAAAAACUUGUAGUCCCAACUUACACGUUCUCCAUGCCAGCGUCAUCGUCGUACACAACAGUGACUACACUCAAGUCGACUACUCAAUCGUAUGUGAACCUGGCUACAUGUUGACUGGCAAGUCUUCUGUCGGUUGUGUGGAAGGGAAAUACACAGCACACAUAGGAAAAGUACAGUGGAAUUUCGGAUCAACAACGUACGAACAAGGGGACUCUGUAACGUUGAAAUGUAGCGGCUAUGUUACUGACGCUAGUGAUAAAUUGAAAGUUUCCAUAAGAAGGCCUGCCUCGUUUGAUACUCUCGAGUCGGAUAGAUUGAUAUUAGUUGAUGAACUUUUGAAAGAUGACAAGCAAACAAGAUACAGGAUGUUGUACACUUUUUAUAGCGACCAUCUGGCGGCCUUCCACCUCAUCAUCAACGAUGUUCGAGAUAGAGAUACAGGCAACUACACCUGCCAUUCAUCAAAAGCACCUGAACACGUGGCCACAAUGCAACUCACUGUUGUAGUUCCCAUGUAUGAAAUACAGCUGAAAAAAAUGGGCUCAUGUUCAGAAAUGCCAUACAGAAGUCCUCCAUCUUUUGUGGAAGGCGUCAGUUGUGGAUUGGCUUGCAUUACAAACAUGGAUGGGUACGUCCACAAAGCGCCAGUCAUGAAGUUGAUGCUGGACGGCAAAGAAGAUGUCAGCCAUCUCUUCAGUGGUAGGCUGGCCGUUUCAAGGAUUACAUCUGAAACCGGCCAAGUGCAGUACACAUCCCGCUACAUAUCGUAUUACAAGACCAUGCAACCAAUGCCCCAUUUCAACGGGAGAAUGUUGACCUGCCAUGCUUACUACCCGCAGCAUAAAAACAGCGUGAUGGAGAAGAGCGUUGGCAUUGGAACUGAACUUGUUACAUUUUACAAUCCAAAAAUUUUGUGCAACUCAUAUUCAAUGAGCGCUGAUGUGGGUAGUGACAUCUCCAUCGAGUGUUCGGUCGAAUCGAACCCAUUAAGCGGUCUCGCCUGGGAGCUCAGAAAGAACAAGUCACAGGUCUACCUGACUCCCAAUGAUUUUGACAAUGUUUCUACUUUGCUUAAGGAUGUAAGAUCGGGCAAGAGAGUGAUCGAAUUGAAGAUUAACCACGUCGUACCUCAAAACUUCGGGCAUUACCACAUUCACGCCAUCCAUCCAGUCACGAGCAAGAUGAGCGUUGCUACCGUCGAGUUAAUAAAUUCAUCGUCAGAAUAAACUCUCCACAUUUCUUCAAGUCUUAUUUUUGAAAGUAUUAUAAUCACUUUUUUAUCGUCAUGUGUGUUAUUUAUUUAUGUUCAUAUUCAUUUAUGCAAUACCCAUUCAUGCAAUAUUCAUUACAAACUUAAACAUUAUAAUCUUAAACGUUGAAAUAUUGUUGUGAUCUAUAUUUAUUCCAUUUUUUGACGUUUCUGUCAAAAUGUAUCUUACUUAAAAAUAAAUUUCUUUUUUAAUAAUUUUUAUGAGAGUAUUUUUUUAAACUCGUGGUUUUCCAAAUACAAAGUAGAUCAUUGUCUUCCA